Messenger RNA from Sphaerulina musiva SO2202, 207 nucleotides. RefSeq lists its product as uncharacterized. The transcript is spliced from 4 exons. Lineage: Eukaryota; Fungi; Ascomycota; Dothideomycetes; Mycosphaerellales; Mycosphaerellaceae. Bases 1 to 207 code for a protein of 68 amino acids. The record is from RefSeq and is a predicted model, not a curated record.
AUGGUCGAUGAGAUGGGCGACUCGGGAGGUUCGGAGGUGUCGGCGGGGGAGAAUGACGCCAUGGUCGAUGAGAUAGGCGACUCGGGAGGUGCGGAGGUGUCGGCGGGAGAAAAUGUCGACGGCAUGGUCGAUGAGAUGGGCGACUCGGGAGGUGCGGGGCUGUCGGCGGAUCAAAGUCCUAGGAAGCAGGUCGAGCCUAGUACGUAA